CCCCACCCUUUCCCCCGGCACCGGGCUCCUCCUGCUGCCGGAGCAGUGCCCCAGUAGAACAGAACUACUGACAAGGGGAGGUGAGAAGGGCCAUCAGGCCAUCAGGACUGUGAGAGGACAAACCCAGUUUGGAUCCUGGGAUCCCCAUCCAAAUUGGAUAGAAGCUGAAGAAGAAGUAGACAUCAAUUCUAACUCUAAACUAACCUUCGUCCCACACCCAACUAGAUUUUUAACCUCCAAGGCUCUCAGUGCCACACAGUGGGGAGGGGGUGGGGGUCACCAUGUCAUCGUAUCAGAAGGAACUGGAGAAAUACAGAGAUAUAGAUGAAGAUGAGAUCCUAAGGACCUUGAGCCCCGAGGAGCUAGAGCAGCUGGACUGUGAGCUACAGGAGAUGGACCCUGAGAACAUGCUCCUGCCAGCUGGAUUAAGACAACGUGACCAGACAAAGAAGAGCCCAACGGGGCCACUGGACCGAGAGGCCCUUUUGCAGUACCUGGAACAACAGGCACUAGAAGUAAAAGAGCGUGAUGAUUUGGUACCCUUCACAGGAGAGAAGAAGGGGAAACCCUAUAUUCAGCCUAAGAGAGAAAUCCCAGCACAGGAACAGAUCACCCUAGAGCCUGAGCUGGAAGAGGCACUGGCCCAUGCCACAGAUGCUGAAAUGUGUGAUAUAGCAGCAAUUCUGGGCAUGUACACGCUAAUGAGCAACAAGCAAUAUUAUGAUGCCAUCUGCAGUGGAGAAAUCUGCAACACCGAAGGCAUUAGCAGUGUGGUACAGCCUGACAAGUAUAAGCCAGUGCCAGAUGAGCCUCCAAAUCCCACAAACAUUGAGGAAAUGCUAAAGAGGGUCAGAAGCAAUGACAAGGAACUGGAGGAGGUGAACCUCAAUAAUAUACAGGAUAUCCCAAUACCCAUGUUAAGUGAGCUGUGUGAGGCAAUGAAGACAAAUACCUAUGUCCGGAGCUUCAGUCUGGUGGCCACAAGGAGUGGUGACCCCAUUGCCAAUGCGGUGGCCGAUAUGUUGCGUGAGAACCGUAGCCUCCAGAGCCUGAACAUCGAAUCCAAUUUCAUUAGCAGCACAGGGCUCAUGGCUGUGCUGAAGGCUGUUAGGGAAAAUGCCACACUCACUGAACUCCGUGUGGACAACCAGCGUCAGUGGCCUGGUGAUGCAGUGGAGAUGGAAAUGGCCACUGUGCUAGAGCAGUGUCCCUCUAUCGUUCGCUUUGGCUACCACUUUACACAACAGGGGCCACGAGCUCGGGCAGCCCAAGCCAUGACUCGGAACAAUGAACUACGUCGCCAGCAAAAGAAGAGAUAACACCACCCUUCCCCUUAUCAACUCGGUCUGGGAGCCCUGGACACGUAAAUUCUCCUUUCCCCUUUUCCUGUAAAUAAAGGCCCUUUUGUCCAUCC
This is a messenger RNA of Sciurus carolinensis (gray squirrel), 1414 nucleotides long. It is a transcript of the gene Tmod4, whose product is annotated as tropomodulin 4. Gene Ontology annotation, molecular function: tropomyosin binding. Lineage: Eukaryota; Metazoa; Chordata; Mammalia; Rodentia; Sciuridae. The record is from RefSeq and is a predicted model, not a curated record. Bases 282 to 1319 code for a protein of 345 amino acids. Gene Ontology annotation, cellular component: myofibril; striated muscle thin filament. The transcript has 11 exons. Gene Ontology annotation, biological process: pointed-end actin filament capping; muscle contraction; myofibril assembly.